GAGCUAUUCGCAUCCGUGUGAUUGCAUAUGGCUGCGUGAUAGGUGAGGUUAAUCUCUGAGGAAAACAACAACGGUAAACGGCAAUAAAUCGUCAACAAGAUCAUGCGUGUAUUGUGCUCGAAGAGUCGCAGAUACAGACAGCUCCUCGUCGACUGACGCAUGGAAGUAUGCAUGCCCAAAGGAGCAGCUGAGAAGACCAUUCCAACACACACACUGCAGAGAAUGAUCCAUCAGUCAGGUACUCUUACCUCUAAGCACUGUUAAUGAUGUAUCUGCCGUUGCCGGGAAGGUAACGCGUGCUCCGCGCAGCGGACACCUUGUCGUCAUCGUCGUAGGGAUCAAACGCCAGCUCGCUCGCCGUAAAUAUGGCGCAGAUACAGACGUCGACGGCGGACGGGCUGCCCAAGCACUUCGUCAACGCGAUGCGCACGCUGUUCGACAUAAUGGACGAUCAGAGCACCGGUUACGUCAAGUUCGCCGACAUCGAGGCACGCUGGCAAGACGACGGUACGCAGGGCCUGCCCAAGGGCGUGCUGGACAGCUUGAAGAAGGUCACGCCGCCGAACGGCAUGCUCUCGUUCGAGAGAUUCUGCGCGGGCUUGAAAAUCUGCUUGCUGCAGAUCCAGGCAGAAGCCGACUCCAAGAAGCACGACGGCCAGCCCAACAGGCCGCCAUCUGCGCCGAUACUCAUUCCAGAUAGUCAGAACAAAACUGUGUGGACCUCGCCCAAUACCGCCACCAUAAGGCCCAACAAUGCCAUAUCUCAGCAACGCACUCUCAGCAUGCCACAGCUGCUGGCCAAUCGCAAGGACAUGAACGUGCAGCAGCUCGAGUUGAUGGAUGGCAGGCACAUCAGCGAGCCGAAAAUAGGCAAGGUGUACGGACCCCCGAAGCCGCCACGGACUGGCGCCGGCUUGGAAGGCAGAGCCUUGGCCACGGAUCGAAAUUUCGACAAGUCCGAAAUCAGAACUGCUCUGCAGAACUGGCAAAUGGGCCUGAUGAUGAGCGACGAGAAGGCGAUGGAGAAGCGCCAGCUGCAGGCUGUUAACUAUAGACCUGAUGCCAGGACGCUGCUGAGACCGGCCAGAGCUCUGGGCGAUGGUAAAGCGGUCGACAUGCAGAGCAAUCAGCUCGUACUUCAACCCAAGAAGGCGUCCAAUCGUCGCAGAGAACCCAGGCGGCACACGUUGCAGAAUGGUAUUGAUUACAAUAUGAUGAAGAGAAUGAAGCAGAUUGAACAGGAGAAAGACGUAUUGCUUCAAGGUCUAGCUGCUGUCGAUAAAGCUAGAGAAUGGUACUUGAAGCAGAUCUCCGCAACACAAGAGAAGAUUAAACAUCUCGGACGAAUGGGUUCUCACGUGGAGCAAUGGACGGAAGCGCAGCAGGAACGCUUGGAAUUGCAACGUGCACGAGUCCUGGAAGUGAAUCGACAUCUGGCUGCCUUGAUAAGCAGCUGGGAACGCGGAGGACUUCCUCUUCACAUGAAUCUCGCUUUCCUGAGCACCCCGACUUCGGCUCAAUUGCAACAAGAUAUGUUGUCGAGGCUUAAACAACAAAAUCAUAGAUUAACUGAGGAAGUUAGCAAAAAGAGCCAACGGAUAGCGCUACUUGAGCAGGAGAAGGACAGUCUGGUUAGGGAAUUGUACAAUAGACAGCCUGGACUGGUUCAGUCCCGAAGAGCGACGAUGAUCCACGAACAACACGAUCAAACAUUCAUGUAAGAAUAUGAAUUACUUCCGACGAAUUAUUAACGAAAGCGCACGAAUGACAGAAUAAAAAGUUAAUCCUUAAAUAGCGCGCGGAAGUAAAAAAGAGCAGUAAGAGAAAUUAAAUGCAAAGUAUUUGAUAUAUUGUAUUAAGGUGACGUCAAUGCUUCCUUAUCAAUUCGAUAUCUCAUGUUAAGGCUGUAAAGUAUUUACUAAUAGUACGCAAAUACUAUUUAGAUAAUAUAGUGGUAGUAGGUAAAGCAAAAUGCCUUAAGAUUCAUGUAAUCCGUCCAAAAGAAGAAAAAUUUGCCUUAAUAAAUUAUUAUUUUAAUUAAUAAAUUUUA
This is a messenger RNA of Odontomachus brunneus, 2050 nucleotides long. Its product is annotated as suppressor APC domain-containing protein 2. The transcript is spliced from 5 exons. The record is from RefSeq and is a predicted model, not a curated record. Bases 366 to 1721 code for a protein of 451 amino acids. NCBI's taxonomy places the organism in Eukaryota, Metazoa, Arthropoda, Insecta, Hymenoptera, Formicidae.